Messenger RNA from Odobenus rosmarus divergens (Pacific walrus), 1142 nucleotides. It is a transcript of the gene THAP7, whose product is annotated as THAP domain containing 7. The record is from RefSeq and is a predicted model, not a curated record. The transcript is spliced from 5 exons. Bases 60 to 1001 code for a protein of 313 amino acids. Gene Ontology annotation, cellular component: nucleus. Gene Ontology annotation, biological process: regulation of DNA-templated transcription. NCBI's taxonomy places the organism in Eukaryota, Metazoa, Chordata, Mammalia, Carnivora, Odobenidae.
CCAACUUCCACCAGGCGCCACUCCUCGCGAGACUUCGGCGGCGCAGCAAUGGCGAGAUCAUGCCGCGUCAUUGCUCCGCCGCCGGCUGCUGCACACGGGACACGCGCGAGACGCGCAACCGCGGCAUCUCCUUCCACAGACUUCCCAAGAAGGACAACCCGAGGCGAGGCUUGUGGCUGGCCAACUGCCAGCGGCUGGACCCCAGCGGCCAGGGCCUGUGGGACCCGGCUUCCGAGUACAUCUACUUCUGCUCCAAACACUUCGAGGAAAACUGCUUUGAGCUGGUGGGAAUCAGUGGGUAUCACAGGCUGAAGGAGGGGGCAGUUCCCACGAUAUUUGAGUCUUUCUCCAAGUUACGCCGGACAACCAAGACCAAGGGGCACAGUUACCCACCUGGCCCCCCUGACGUCAGCCGGCUCCGGCGAUGCAGGAAGCGCUGCUCUGAGAGCCGAGGGCCCACGACUCCAUUUUCUCCACCUCCACCUGCUGAUGUCACCUGCUUUCCUGUGGAAGAGGCCUCAGCCCCUGCUGCUUUGCCUGCCUCCCCCACUGGGAGGCUGGAGGCUGGCCUCAGCAGCCCCUUCGCAGACCUCCUGGGGCCCCUGGGUGCCCAGGCAGAUGAAGCAGGCUGCAGCACCCAGCCCUCGCCAGAGCGGGAGCCCGACAGACAGCCGUCCCCCCUCGAACCACGGCCUGUCUCACCCUCAGCCUACAUGCUGCGGCUGCCCCCCCCGGCCGGUGCCUACAUCCAGAAUGAGCACAGCUACCAAGUGGGCAGUGCCCUGCUCUGGAAGCGGCGGGCUGAGGCCGCACUCGAUGCCCUGGACAAGGCCCAGCGCCAGCUGCAGGCCUGCAAGCGGCGAGAGCAGCGCCUGCGGCUACGGCUGAGCAAGCUGCAGCAGGAGCGUGCCCGGGAGAAGCGGGCACAGGCGGAUGCCCGCCAGACUCUGAAGGAGCACGUGCAGGACUUUGCCAUGCAGCUGAGCAGCAGCAUGGCGUGAGGGAGGGGCCGCUGGCCCCAGGGCUGCCUGUUGGGGUGUCGGCCUCUUCCUCCCUUGGAAUCCGCCUGGAAAGGGACCCAAUCUGAGCUGUGUCCACCAGACCUGCCAGAUGCCAUAAUAAAAUGGAUUCUAGGAGGCCCU